Molecule: messenger RNA, 1941 nt
Organism: Macadamia integrifolia
Lineage: Eukaryota; Viridiplantae; Streptophyta; Magnoliopsida; Proteales; Proteaceae
Product: non-specific phospholipase C1-like
Exons: 3
Coding region: 199-1800 (533 amino acids)
Biological process (GO): phospholipid catabolic process
Molecular function (GO): hydrolase activity, acting on ester bonds
Source: RefSeq, a predicted model, not a curated record
UCAAUCUUCAAAGAGAAGUCAGAAAAGAGGUUCCAAGUGGAAAAACACUUUCUCCAUUAUCAAAGACUCCUGCAGUCUUGCUACCUACUAAUUCUUCUUUAGAGGAGAGAGAGAGAGAGAGAGAGAGAGAGAUAUCUUUCCCGGAAACUCUGGUUUUUUCUGGCCGGCGACCGGGUUUUUUUUCUGGGGCGGGGCAAGAUGCUAGACCGUCGAGGUGUAUUCCUCACCUUUUUCCUCCUCCACCUCCUGGUUUUCUCUGAAUCGCACAGUUUUAACCACUUCCACCGAAAGAAGAAAAUCAAAGGACCCAUCAAGACCCUAGUGGUUCUAGUCAUGGAAAAUCGCUCCUUCGAUCACAUACUAGGUUGGCUGAAAUCGACUCGACCGGACAUCGAUGGUCUCACCGGAAAAGAGUCGAAUCGUCUCUCUGUGUCUGAUCCUAGUUCGCCGGAAAUAUUCGUCUCCGACGACGCUCUCUUUGUCGACUCCGAUCCCGGUCACUCUUUCCAAGCGAUUCGAGAGCAGAUUUUUGGGUCGGAGAAUUCCUCCGCCAACCCUGCUCCCAUGAAUGGCUUUGCUCAACAAGCAGCGAGCAUGGGCGAAGACAUGCCAAGAACGGUUAUGAGUGGCUUCAAGCCUGAGGUUGUACCGGUAACCACCGCUUUGGCGAACGAGUUUGCCGUGUUCGAUCGGUGGUUCGCUUCUGUACCUACCUCGACUCAACCGAAUCGGUUUUAUGUCCACUCGGCCACCUCUCAUGGAUGCCAGAGCAAUGUAAGGAAGGACCUUAUCCAUGGGUUCCCUCAGAAGACUAUAUUCGACUCGUUGGAAGAGAAUGGGCUUAGUUUUGGGAUUUAUUACCAGAAUAUUCCUGCAACUCUCUUCUUGAAGAGCUUGAGGAAGCUUAAGCACAUGGUUAAGUUCCACAGUUACAGUUUGAAGUUCAAAUUACAUGCCUUGUUGGGUCAGCUUCCCAAUUAUGUGGUGCUGGAACAGAGGUACUUUGAUGUGAACUUGUUCCCUGCAAAUGAUGACCACCCAUCUCAUGAUGUUGCGCUAGGGCAGAAGUUUGUGAAGGAGGUUUAUGAGACACUGAGGAAAAGCCCCCAAUGGAACGAAACGGCGUUGUUGAUAACAUAUGACGAGCAUGGUGGGUUCUAUGAUCAUGUGCCUACGCCGAUUUCUGGUGUCCCCAAUCCGGAUGGGAUCCUUGGGCCUGACCCAUUUUACUUCAGGUUUGAUAGGUUGGGUGUUCGCGUACCGACGAUACUAAUCUCACCUUGGAUAGAUAAGGGGACAGUUAUCCAUGAACCUAGUGGGCCAACCCAAUAUUCGCAAUUUGAACAUUCUUCCAUUCCUGCUACUGUAAAGAAGCUCUUCAAUCUGAAAUCAAAUUUCCUGACAAAGAGAGAUGCAUGGGCUGGGACCUUUGAGAACUACUUCAACUUCCGUGACAGUCCGCGAGGUGAUUGUCCAGAAAAGUUGCCAGAGGUUAAGACUUCGCUGAGGCCUGGGGGACCGAAGGAAGACAAAAGCCUUUCAGAGUUCCAGUUGGAGUUGAUUCAGCUUGCAGCCCAGCUCAACGGCGACCAUGUUCUGAAUACUUACCCAGACAUUGGCAAUAGCAUGACAGUGGCUGAAGCCAACCGGUAUGCUGAGGAUGCUGUGGCCAGGUUUCUGGAAGCUGGAAGAGCUGCCUUAAGGGCUGGAGCUAAUGAGUCUGCCAUUGUUACCAUGAGACCUGCCCUCACAAGUCGAAUCACCGGUGGAGUCUACGGGUCCCAGAUUCAGAGUCAUUGAUGACCCCACCAUUAUUAUCAUUAUUCUGAUCGAUGUAAAUAUGAUAUACAAAUCAACAAAUGGUUCUGUACUAUAUUUGGAAGUUGCUCUACUUCUUUUGGCUUUUGAAUAAACAAACUGGUCAAUCCUAGGGUGCCCAAA